This is a messenger RNA of Galeopterus variegatus (Sunda flying lemur), 4007 nucleotides long. It is a transcript of the gene FGF9, whose product is annotated as fibroblast growth factor 9. Gene Ontology annotation, biological process: positive regulation of protein phosphorylation; cell differentiation; regulation of cell migration. Gene Ontology annotation, cellular component: cytoplasm. Gene Ontology annotation, molecular function: growth factor activity; fibroblast growth factor receptor binding. NCBI's taxonomy places the organism in Eukaryota, Metazoa, Chordata, Mammalia, Dermoptera, Cynocephalidae. The coding region runs from base 824 to 1450 and encodes 208 amino acids. The record is from RefSeq and is a predicted model, not a curated record. The transcript is spliced from 3 exons.
ACUCUGCGCGCCGGCGGGGGCUGCGCAGGAGGAGCGCUCCGCCGGCUACAACGCUCCGCGAGCCGGCGCGGCAACACCUGUUCGCGGCAGCCAGGGCGGCACGCGAGCUCCCGGACGCGGCUCUGCUCGCCCGCCGCUCGCCACCCGUUCUGAGCCAAUGGACAUCUGCCGGACCUCUGGAGAAUUCCGGAUACUAGCUUUGGACGCCUGAAGUUUCUUCUUCUUUUUGUAUUAUUGUGUUUUUGAGGGGGGGACCAGGAGGGUCGAUGUGUCGCCGCCACCAACGUGAGAUUUUUUUCCCCUUGAAGGAUUCAUGCUGAUGUCUGCAGAGUCGGUCAGAGAGUAAAAACGGCGCAUGCCUUCCUGGAGUCGGGAUCCGUAAAUUCUGACGUAGCCCGUGCAUCUUAAAAUCCCUAUAAUAACGCCCAGGCAUUUAAGUUGCUAUGGUCAUUCUCAUCUCAAACCAAAUGGAGAAACUACAGAUUUUUUUCCUGAUUACGGUCGGAUGGGAUGAAGACCUUCCUGCCUACUAAGAGCUGGGGAUCUAUCCAUAGAGACACAUAGAUAUGUUUAUCAGUAUGUCAGUGUGUGAGUAUAAAGUGGUGGUUUCUUAGAUUAUCAGUGGUUUGACCUUGAACCUGUGCCAGUGAAACAGCAGAUUACUUUUAUUUAUGCAUUUAAUGGAUUGAAGAAAGGACCUUUUUUUUUCUCUCUCUGCAACUGCAGUGAGGGAGGGGAGUUGGAUAUACCUCGUCUAGUAUCUUCUCCUGGGUCGACACCAUCAUUAUUGUUUAUUCUUGUGCUCCAAAAGCCGAGUCCUCUGAUGGCUCCCUUAGGUGAAGUUGGGAACUAUUUCGGUGUACAGGAUGCGGUACCGUUUGGAAAUGUGCCCGUGCUGCCGGUGGACAGCCCGGUUUUGUUAAGUGACCACCUGGGUCAGUCCGAAGCAGGGGGGCUCCCCAGGGGACCCGCAGUCACGGACUUGGAUCAUUUAAAGGGGAUUCUCAGGCGGAGGCAGCUAUACUGCAGGACUGGAUUUCACUUAGAAAUCUUCCCCAAUGGCACUAUCCAGGGAACCAGGAAAGACCACAGCCGAUUUGGCAUUCUGGAAUUUAUCAGCAUAGCGGUGGGCCUGGUCAGCAUUCGCGGCGUGGACAGUGGACUCUACCUCGGGAUGAAUGAGAGGGGGGAGCUGUAUGGAUCAGAAAAACUAACCCAAGAGUGUGUAUUCAGAGAACAGUUUGAAGAAAACUGGUAUAAUACGUACUCAUCGAACCUGUAUAAACACGUGGACACUGGAAGGCGAUACUAUGUUGCAUUAAAUAAAGACGGGACUCCAAGAGAAGGGACCAGGACUAAACGGCACCAGAAAUUCACACAUUUUUUACCUAGACCAGUGGACCCGGACAAAGUUCCUGAACUAUAUAAGGAUAUUUUAAGCCAAAGUUGACAAAGACAAUUUCUUCACUUGAGCCCUUAACAAAGUAACCACUAUAAAGGUUUCAUGCGGUGGGUUCGUAUUGAUUAGCUGUGUCAUCACAUCAGCUCCACUGUUGCCAAACUUUGUCGCAUGCAUAAUGUAUGAUGGAGGCUUGGAUGAGAACAUGCUGAUUUUCUUCUGCACUUAAAGGCUCCUUCUCCUGGAGUGCUGCCUAGGGCCACUUGCUUGAUUGAUUGUGAACGAAGAGGAGAGAGAGGCUGAGCGAGAGGGGUGUGAGUGUGUGAUUGGACGAGGAGCAGGGGAACCAAAAGUAGCAGAGGCGGAGAGGACAGCAGCCUCAUGCAUGUGGGGACAGACACGCUUUUCCAUUUUGAUCAGCUGUACUUCAUCCUGCAUCAGCACAGCUGCCAUACUUCAGCUCAUCAGGAUUUUGGCUGGUGGCCUGCGCAAAGGUACGCUGCACUUUCAAAGGCAUGGAGGGUGCAGUCUUACUUAAAAGACUUUUUCAGUUCUCACUGGUAUCAUAUCAGUGACUUAAAGCAAAGACCUCUUAGUAAAAGAAAAAAAAAGAAAAAAGAAAAAAAGAAAAAAAAAUUAAAUUUAUUUAUAGAAAUUCCAAAGGCAACAUUUUAUUUAUUUUAUAUAUUUAUUUAUUAUAUAGAGUUUAUUUUUAAUGAAAUAUGUACAGGCCAGAUAGGCAUUUCGGAAGCUUUAGGCUCUGUAAGCAUUAAAUGGCAAAGUCUGCUAUGAACCUGUGGUAAAUUCAUGCAAGUAGGUAUAACGGUGCAUGGAUAUGAGAAAUUCUAAUGACCCUAAUGUACUAAAGGCGACAAUCUAUUUCGUGCCCGUAUUAUUGUAAACUUAUGCACAUGGCUCAUGACACUGAGUACUCACUCUUCAGACUGCUUGUUUCAUAGCUUAUCCCAGAGGAUUAAAGAUAAACUGGGUCUCAAACUUUUAUUCUGUGUCUGUUAUAUUUCCUCUCUCAUAAGUGACUCCAUCAUUGUAACUUCACAGCUGAAAAUACGAGGGUUGGUAGAUGUCUUAUCUGUUUAAAACUAUUGCAGAAUAUACCAAAGCUAAACAAUAACUAUGCUUUUAUUUUAGUCAAUCUCCAGAACAACAGGACUAACAUCAAACAUUGUACUGAUUUAGAACUCUCAAAAAAAGAAAAAAAAAAAAAGAGUUUACAUAGCACAGACUUUUUUUUUUUAAGAAACAAGAAUCAUGUUAACAGGAUCAUACUUGUAAACUUUUUAUUUGUGCACUUGGCUAUCAAAUAUGCAAUUAUACAAGUACCAUAGGGGUCAUUGUAACAUCUUUUAUUGAAAGUUGCUUUCGGUGUCAACUGUCAAUUACGUGGUAAAAGUUCUCUUCAAGUAAAACUUGCAAAAUGAAACUAAUAAAUCUUUAUCAAUAAUGACAAUGAGGGGGAAAGUAUUAUACUUGUUGACUGUGGUUUGUUUUUUAAGAUGGUCAUAAGCGCUCAUUUUUUUUAGAGGGGAAGUUACUAUUUAGAAUAUCUUUUACAAGGCUUUUAUAACAUUUUAUGCUGAAAAAGCAUAAGAAUACAUAUUUCUUUAGUAGCAAUAAUUUUGGAACUUGCCCUUGGGUGAGGGAAACUAUUUCUUACUACGUUCUGAGGAGAAAAGAGCCAAAUUCUUAAAGCAAUAUUUAAGAAAAAGGAAUUUAUAACAAGUUCUCAUCUACAUCUAACACUUCUUAGCCAGUUCUGUUGAGAAAUUGAAAGUGACAGUUAAAAAAUUGGUAUUUAUGUAACUAAUUUUAAAUUUUAAUAUUCCAACUUCGUUUUGCUCUGAUGCACAUUCUCUGUGAAAAGUACAAGUAUGUCACUGGUGAGUUGAAGCUGUUAUGAACUAGAAGCACAUGACUUGCUGUUGUGAGCACGUACACGCAGCCUUUCCGUGGUCCAAGUUCAGCACAUGGUGCUGCUCUCCUGCUGAUGUGCACUGAGGAAAAACCAAGUAUAAUAUUUGGAAUUAAGAAAUAUUUUGUGGGGAGGGGACAGAGCAAUGUAAAAUAGUUGAUUCAUGAUAAAGGUCAGAAUGUCCUCUUCAUUUAUUUUCUUGAUUAAAAAAAAUUUUUUUUUCCUAAACAGAAACUGCAUUUAAUUCCAAGAAGUAGUAUUCUUAUUUAUUAUUUAACUCUUUGCUGCUGCUAAAAUGUGCACAUAUUCAGGCUUUAGUUUUUCCAAAAGGCAUUUUUUUUUUUUUUUUGGCUGGAAAACGUUAAAAACAUUUGACCGCAGGGAAGAAUCAAGUUUCUGGGAUGUCAUAGGUAUAAUAUUUAGCACUGAAGAAAUUGAUUUGAGAAGACAGCCAAAAGUAACCUUGAAGUGACACAAGACCCUAGAUAAUCAGCCUAAAAGAAAAAAAAUUGUGAAAAAAGACUAAUAUCUCCAUGCAUUCCUAGGAAAUACUACUUUAAUGUCUACUUCCGGAGUUUAUUUUGUUUUGGUAUCAUUUUCCCCCCCCCAAGAAAAGCAAAGUGUUAUGUGCUUUUUGCAAUUGACAAAAUAAACUGUAACAGUCUGUAAAUAAAUAAA